UUCACGCGGCAUUUUCCCUCGCCCUGUUUUCUUGAGUCCUUGCGGGGUGGGAGUUGUCGAGUGACUGCUUCCGGGUUGCUGAGUGACCUUGAGGCUCGAGAAGCGAGAUGGCGAGUCUUUGGAGGUUGAGUGUCCUGUGCGGUGCGCAAGGAGGCCGAGCUCUGUUUCUCCGAAUCCCGGUGGUCAGACCUGCUCAGGUCUCAGCAUUUCUCCAGGACCAGCCUACCCCAGGAUGGUGUAGAACACAGCACAUUCACCUGUCACCCAACCACUAUUCUAGUUCUAAGGCUGCAUCUCUCCACUGGACUGGUGAGAGGGUUGUCAGUGUUUUGCUCCUGGGCCUAAUUCCAGCUGCUUAUUUGAAUCCUGGCUCUGCGAUGGACUACUCCCUGGCGGCAGCCCUCACUCUCCACAGUCACUGGGGCCUUGGACAAGUGGUUACCGACUAUGUUCGAGGGGAUGCUUUGCAGAAAGCUGCCAAGGCAGGCGUUUUGGCAUUGUCGGCUUUCACCUUUGCUGGGCUUUGUUAUUUCAACUAUCAUGAUGUGGGCAUCUGCAGAGCUGUUGCCAUGCUGUGGAAGCUCUGACCUUUUUGACUUAAUACCUUGAGAAUUGAUUGUACACCUCUUUGCCUCUGCUCUGUCAUGCCAUUCAACUCACAAUAAGGAGGAAAUAACAGAUAAGUCCAUUGGUGAGAUAAACCUCUUCUAAUCACCUGGUUAUUUUUAGAGUUUAGUCCUUGAGGAAAAGGUUCGAGAGGAAUUGUAUUCAAGAAAUUUGGAGACUGGGUUCCUUGGUCUGGUGAGUUUAUGGGGUUGUGUCCCAGCUUCUCACAAGACUCCUAGCAUAACUAACCAUAAUGUAUGAGCUUUUGCCUGUUAACUAAUCAAAUUCUUAAAGGGAAUUCAGCUUUAUUACUAUCAAUACCUGAUCAAACUUCUGUAUUUGUCCUGGGAAUGAUGGAGAAAGGGAAAGCCUGUUAAUUCAUAAGUAAAGAUUUUGCAGAAAAUUAGUGUUUAAUUUUUGAAAAUUUCCCUCUCUGUUCAGUCAAUACCAGUUACUGAUGGUUACAUGUCCUAGGGAAACUUUAAAAUUAGGAAAUACUGAUAUUUCACAUUAUUAAUUUCUAAAUCCUGGGAAGAAGAGCCUGGAGAGCUGAGUAUAGAGAAGUUCCAUGUGGGAAAGAGGUCCCCUCAUAGAUGUAUCAAAGUAUUGUAGAUUCUAAACCAAGACUUAAUCCUCAAAUGUGUUUAUUUUGCUUGUCCUAAAAUAAUCUGUCUACAAAUGUAAAACUGUAAGUAAUAAAUUGUUAUUUUCCCACUGUAGGAAUCUCUAAUGUGAAAAUGUAUUCUAUGAAAAUAAAGUUUUUUUAAAAAAUAAAAUUCUAUCUAAUAAAAAUGUAUUCUACUCUUUUAUGUA
Molecule: messenger RNA, 1419 nt
Organism: Mirounga angustirostris (Northern elephant seal)
Lineage: Eukaryota; Metazoa; Chordata; Mammalia; Carnivora; Phocidae
Gene: SDHD
Product: succinate dehydrogenase complex subunit D
Exons: 4
Coding region: 108-587 (159 amino acids)
Biological process (GO): mitochondrial electron transport, succinate to ubiquinone; tricarboxylic acid cycle
Cellular component (GO): mitochondrial envelope; membrane
Molecular function (GO): ubiquinone binding; heme binding; succinate dehydrogenase (quinone) activity
Source: RefSeq, a predicted model, not a curated record